ACGGCGACAUGCAGCCACCACAGUAUGACAACCGACAGAGGGCUGGUGUGGUUCCCUAAUGGGGAAACAAACUCAGGCGGCAUGGUCUAAGCUAAGUCAUAAUGCAGCGUUUGUGCAGAUGCCCAUUGGUUUGGAGAGUGAUUUUAAAGGGAUUAUAGAUCUUAUUGAGGAGCGAGCCAUCUAUUUUGAUGGAGACUUUGGUCAAGUUGUUCGAUAUGGAGAAAUUCCGGCAGAAUUCAGAGCAGCAGCAGCUGACCGCCGGCAGGAGCUGAUUGAGUGUGUUGCUAAUUCAGACGAGCAGCUUGGUGAGAUGUUCCUGGAAGAAAAAAUCCCCUCUGUUUCUGAUUUAAAGGCAGGUGCCGUCGAACUGGGCCUUAAGUUGACAAAGCACGAGGUGGGGGGUCUGGUUUGCAGCGAGGAGAUGUGAUGCUUUCCGAUGGGCUUAUUCAUGGAAUCUGAGUAAACUUUUUUAACAUGAUUGCUUUCUUCAAAAAGUACUCGAGGGCUAGCCGUGUGGCCUAGUGGUUAAGUUCAUUGUGCUCUGCUUUGGCUUCCCGGGUUUGGAUCCCAGGGCAGACCUACACCACUUGUCAGCCAUGCGAGUGUAUA
This is a messenger RNA of Equus quagga, 609 nucleotides long. RefSeq names its product elongation factor G, mitochondrial-like. Gene Ontology annotation, cellular component: mitochondrion. Gene Ontology annotation, biological process: mitochondrial translational elongation. Gene Ontology annotation, molecular function: GTPase activity; translation elongation factor activity. Bases 59 to 427 code for a protein of 122 amino acids. The transcript is spliced from 3 exons. Lineage: Eukaryota; Metazoa; Chordata; Mammalia; Perissodactyla; Equidae. The record is from RefSeq and is a predicted model, not a curated record.